Sparassis crispa is the source of this 1167-nucleotide messenger RNA. RefSeq names its product Dehydrogenase orsE. Lineage: Eukaryota; Fungi; Basidiomycota; Agaricomycetes; Polyporales; Sparassidaceae. Bases 1 to 1167 code for a protein of 388 amino acids. The transcript has 6 exons. The record is from RefSeq and is a predicted model, not a curated record. Gene Ontology annotation, molecular function: oxidoreductase activity, acting on NAD(P)H.
AUGUCAACCCCAAACAUCGCAUCCUACCUCACCGCUCCCGAGGGAACCUUCGCCGUCAAAGACGCUUCUUACUCGAAACCGGGACCCGGAGAAAUCGUGAUCAAGAAUGCCGCUGUCGCUGUGAAUCCAAUGGAUUGGAAAAUCCAAACUUAUGGAGCAAUCUUGCCAUUUCCAAAGGAGUAUCCUGCUAUAAUCGGCACAGACGUCGCGGGCGAGAUAUAUGAAGUCGGCGAGGGUGUGACCGGGUUCAAGAAGGGUGAUCGUGUUAUUGGCAUGGCAAACUGGUUCCUCACCGCCCGCUCCCAAGAUGGCGGGUUCCAGCACUACACCGUUUGUACAUCCAAUGUCGUCUCCCCCCUCCCGGCCAGUAUCCCCUUCAAAUCAGGCUGUGUCCUUCCUCUAGCCCUGUCUACGGCAGCAAUGGGCCUCUAUCCGUCCACUCGCUUGGCACUUCCACUUCCACAGCCCACAAAACUGAAGUCUAUCAACAAAGUCCUCCUCAUUUGGGGUGGUUCUUCCAGCAUGGGGAGUGCUGCAAUCCAAUUAGCCGUUGCCUCAGGCGUUACGGUCAUUGCCACCGCAUCGAGCAAGAAUCAUGAAUUUGUCAAGGGGCUUGGAGCUAGUGCAGUGUUGGAUUAUCAUGAUGAUAAAAUCACAGAGAAUUUGGUUGAGACAAUCAAAGGGGCGGGGGGUGAUUUUGCGGGUGCGCUUGAUGCAAUCGCUGAGGAGCGGACCUGGAGGGCUUGUGCAGAGGUUGUCAAAGCCUUAGGAGGCGGCAAGGUCGUGAGUAAUUUGCCAACAACCUUUGAGGGUGUUCCUGAAGGAGUGGAGGUCUUACCUGUCAAUGAUACUGCUGCCAUAGUCCAAGAUAAGGAGAUUGUCGAAGGCAUAUGGACGCGAUUUGUUCCUGAAGCGUUGAAGGCGGGGACUAUGAAAGCUGUGCCUGAGCCUAUCGUUGUUGGGAAAGGCCUGGAAAAGGUAGGGGAAGGAGUCGAACUGUUGUCCUACCUCGUAGCGUUCAAGCAGCUCGUCCCCGAGCACACGGUUAUGAUCCUCAAGGGCAUCGUGAAGAUGCGCGUCAAGCAUUUCCCCGCCCUCUACCUCCUUCUAAACACGAUAAGCGGUGUCGUUUUUGGAACGGACGCCAUUGCUGUCCUCGCCGCUUAA